Molecule: messenger RNA, 637 nt
Organism: Phaethon lepturus (White-tailed tropicbird)
Lineage: Eukaryota; Metazoa; Chordata; Aves; Phaethontiformes; Phaethontidae
Product: DNA mismatch repair protein Msh3-like
Exons: 5
Biological process (GO): mitotic recombination; somatic recombination of immunoglobulin gene segments; mismatch repair
Cellular component (GO): nucleus
Molecular function (GO): ATP binding; ATP-dependent DNA damage sensor activity; mismatched DNA binding
Source: RefSeq, a predicted model, not a curated record
AUGGGUGCAGCAGACAACAUUUACAAAGGCCGAAGUACCUUUAUGGAAGAACUGACAGAUACUGCUGAGAUAAUAAGAAAAGCAACUUCAAGAUCACUAGUAAUUCUGGAUGAAUUGGGAAGAGGAACUAGCACACACGAUGGAAUCGCUAUUGCUUAUGCUACAGUUGAACAUUUUAUCAGAGAUGUGGAGUCGCUGACACUGUUUGUCACUCACUAUCCCUCAGUUUGUGAGCUAGAGAAGGCGUAUCCAGAAAAAGUUGGUAAUUACCACAUGGCUUUCUUGGUGAAUGAGGAGGAAAGUGCUGAACAAAAAGGAUCUGAAGAUGAAGAGAAUCCUGAAUUUAUCACUUUUCUUUAUCAAAUAACUAAAGGAGUCUCUGCAAGGAGUUAUGGGCUAAAUGUUGCCAAACUGGCAGAUAUUCCUGAAGAAAUCUUGAAGAAGGCAGCUCAUAAAUCAAAGGAGUUGGAGACUAUAGUGAAUAUGAAAAGAAAAAAGCUACAAUCCUUUGCUGAAGUAUGGAAGACAAAUGAUUCUCAGGAACUACAAAAAUGGAAAAGAUACAUUUGUAAAGAACCACACAGUACAGUGCAGAUUUAUCUAGACCUUGUUCUGCUGAUGUGGAGCAGCCAUGCAG